Messenger RNA from Ziziphus jujuba (common jujube), 1256 nucleotides. RefSeq names its product cyclin-dependent kinase inhibitor 1. Gene Ontology annotation, cellular component: nucleus. Gene Ontology annotation, molecular function: cyclin-dependent protein serine/threonine kinase inhibitor activity. The transcript has 4 exons. Bases 182 to 880 code for a protein of 232 amino acids. The record is from RefSeq and is a predicted model, not a curated record. Gene Ontology annotation, biological process: negative regulation of cyclin-dependent protein serine/threonine kinase activity. NCBI's taxonomy places the organism in Eukaryota, Viridiplantae, Streptophyta, Magnoliopsida, Rosales, Rhamnaceae.
CAACGGACUCGUAAUCAUCACCGCCAUCACCGUGUCCGCACACACACGAAAAACAAACACGCACGCACCCUCUCUCUCUCUCUCUCUCUCACACUAAAAACUAACAAACAAACCGGGAAAAUAGAGGGACGAGAGAAGAACAAAUUUAGAGAGAGAGGAAGAGAGAGAGAGAGAGAGAGAGAUGGUGAGGAAGUGUAAUAGAGGAAUUGCGGAUAUUGCAGUGAUGGAGGUUGCUCAGGUGGGCGUGAGGACUAGGGCUCGAGCCGCUCUUGCCGUAGCGGCGACGAGGAGCUCAGGUACAGCGAAGAGGAAAAAGGUUAACACCGGAGAAUUGGUCAAAUUCUCAUCGUCGUAUGUUCAGCUCAAGAGCCGAAGACGCGUCGAGAUUGCAUCUGAUAAUUUGGUGAUCCCAGCGACGGCUGAGAGCAAUAUCGAGCGCACGACGACGACGACAACGACGGAGGAGGAGCAGUGUUCGAGCCCUAGUUCGGAUCACGUUCAGGUCUCUUGCUGUUCCAGUAACGGUUCCAGUGAGCUCGCUGAGGAUAAUAAUAAUAUAAUCAAAUUUGUGGAUCUGGAGGAUGGGAGUGCCGAAGUCGAAACAUCUACGUAUAAUUCCUGCAGAGAAAGGAGAGAAAUGACACCUUCAAGCGAGCUUCGAGCUGAAUCAGACAACGUGGAGUCAACUGUGAGGCCAAGUGUGGCGGAUUCUCGCAGUAGAUCAGCGGUGGCUAAAAUGCCUACCGAAUUGGAGCUCGAAGAAUUCUUUGCAACUGCUGAGAAAGACAUCCAAAAAAAAUUUUCUGAGAAGUAUAACUACGAUAUUGCCAAGGACGUACCAUUGGAAGGACGAUACGAGUGGAUUCGAUUAAAGCCAUGAAGAAAAAGAAAGACUAUUCAGUAAACAACAAAAAAAAAAAAAAAGAAAAAAAAAAAGUAAGAGAAACAUUAAACAGUGGCUCAAGAUCCUGAAUAUUGUUAUUUGUCUUUAGGUACAAUUAAAUUCAGCUCUUCGCAAGGUCUAUUUUCCUGUUUCUUUUUUUUUUUUUUUUUUUUUUUGUACAGCUUUUAGCUCUAUCACUUGGAAGAAGAAGAAGAAGAAGCAGCAGCAGCUAAGUUUGUUCUCAGUACGGGUUGUACGAGAAGCUUUCUGCAAAAUUUGAAAAUUGCUUUGGGGAAGAAGGGAAAAAAAAGAAAAAAAAAAAAGAGGGGUUUCAAUAACAAAGUUUCUAUUCUCGUUUCGUUUAGUAUCUUAA